UAUAGAAUUUGGUAUAAGUACGAUUUGAACGAUUUUUCCUUCAAUGGAUUGUGAAAGUCACAACAAGCUGGAAGAAUUGGAAUACUAUUUAUAUUGUAUAUUUCACAAAGAGUUGGAAAGAAUCAAGGAAGGAGCCUUGCAACAACUGGAGUCAAGAGGUUGGUUUGAGGAACAAAGUCGUCAACGCGGAGAUAUUUUAUGGGACUCUAUACUCCAAAUGAUAGAUUCUGGUGCAGAACAAUUCCCACAAGACAUCAAAGAUUCGCUAUUUUUGGAAGUUCUUGGUCUUUUGAGAAUUUUCGCAAAGGAGUUUAGAAAGUGGAAACUUGAAGAACAACUUGGUUAGGUGUUUUUAACUCCUGUUUCUUGUGGUAUAGUUAUAUUAACGGUAAGUUCUGUUUUGUUUACUCUUUUAAUAUCUUAUAUUCCAAGCCUCAUCAUAUUUUUGAAAAGGAAGCAUCUUUGUCAUUCGGAUAAAAAGCAACACUUGUUGUCCGAGCCGAGUUAAAUACUUGCGG
Molecule: messenger RNA, 518 nt
Organism: Galdieria sulphuraria
Lineage: Eukaryota; Rhodophyta; Bangiophyceae; Galdieriales; Galdieriaceae
Exons: 3
Coding region: 44-346 (100 amino acids)
Source: RefSeq, a predicted model, not a curated record